AUGCAGACUUCUCUCUUUUUGGCCGCUGCCCUGGCUGCGGUUGUGCCCGCAUUCGCCUAUGAAGUCGGAACCGGCUCUUGCUGCACCGCUCAGCUCAAGGCUUGCCACGAGCAGGGUGCUGACGCUUGCAUCUGGACCAACGCGGCCAUUUGCGUCAACAACCCUAAGAACUCUGUUCCCAUUGACGAGACUUGCAACGAGCAGUGCCCAACUGCAUCUGUCAAGACUCCGGAUGGAUUCAUCUACAAGUUCCAAAAGCAUGCCGCUCCCGCCGGCACCUGUGUUUGCAGUAACACUAACCCGAACGUUGGAAAGUACUGCUAUGGGCGAAAGAGGGACCAGUUUUGA
Colletotrichum godetiae is the source of this 348-nucleotide messenger RNA. RefSeq lists its product as uncharacterized. The transcript has 2 exons. The coding region runs from base 1 to 348 and encodes 115 amino acids. The record is from RefSeq and is a predicted model, not a curated record. NCBI's taxonomy places the organism in Eukaryota, Fungi, Ascomycota, Sordariomycetes, Glomerellales, Glomerellaceae.